Messenger RNA from Acaulospora morrowiae, 4194 nucleotides. The record is from the annotation of a GenBank genome assembly. Lineage: Eukaryota; Fungi; Glomeromycota; Glomeromycetes; Diversisporales; Acaulosporaceae.
AUGGACGAACAUUCGGUUCAAACUCCUCCGGAAAAAGCCUCCAUCGAGGCUGCAAUCAAUAAGGAAUUUGAAGAUGUACAAACUCGAGUACACACAUUUGACCCCAAUGACCCUCCUGAGGCGAAAGCCGCACAGACCACACAAGGUGAUGGUUCCAGCGUUCCAACCAAACCGGCUGCCAUCAAAGAGAUUAUUUCAGACAUUGAUGACAAAACUGAAGAAGAUAAGGUGACUUCACUUAUGCCAGGAGCACUGGCUCCAGUGUCAAUAGAGUCAGCGUCCGAUAUUCCGGAUUGGGCACGUAUAGGUUGGCAACGAGUGUCCGAGCUUGCCACCACCGACCCGGAGCACGAUUUUUACGAAAGUAUCUUGGGCGAACUGUAUUUCGGAAAUCUUUGGUUGAAUGCCGGAGUAGUCUUCGUGGCUGUGUUUGCAACAUGGAUUACAACCUCACUUGGUGGCGGUUUAAGUUCGGCCAUAAUAAUCUGUGCUUUUGUCGCGACAUAUUUCAAGCAUUCUGUAGAUAGAUUUUAUCGUAACGCGCGCAGCGACAUUUCUCGGGAACUAGCAAAGGAAAAAUUGGAGCUGGAUACCGGCGAAGAAUCCGCGGAAUGGAUAAACGAAUUUUUACGUCGUUUCUGGUUGAUAUAUGAGCCGGUGCUAUCAGGCUCCAUCGUACAAGUUGUUGAUGGUGUAUUGGCCUCCUCUACGCCAUCUUUCUUAGAUUCCAUCCGUCUGACGACAUUUACGCUGGGUACAAAACCACCAGUCGUUGAUUCUAUCAGGUCCUACCCAAAGACAGAAGAUGAUGUGGUGGUCAUGGACUGGAAGUUUUCUUUUAAUCCCAAUGAUCUUGCCAAUAUGACAAAGGUUCAAAUAGCCAAAAAGGUCAACCCCAAAAUUGUUCUUACGGUCCGUGUUGGAAGAGGGAUGGUUGGAGCUGGAAUCCCCAUAUUACUUGAGAACAUGUCUUUCUCGGGAUUGAUGAGAGUCAGAUUAAAGUUGAUUAAUACAUUUCCGCACAUUAAGACAAUCGACUUGAGCUUUUUGGAAGAGCCACAUAUUGAUUAUGCCUUGAAGCCGAUCGGUGGUGAAACGUUUGGAUUCGAUAUUGCCAACAUCCCUGGAUUACACCCAUUUAUCAAAGAGCAAAUUAAUGCCAACCUGCGACCAAUGAUGUAUGAUCCAAAUCAGUUCACAUUGGAUGCUGAGUCUCUAAUUAGUGGUUAUCCCAUAGAUAGCGCCAUUGGCGUACUUGCGGUAACAAUAUAUGGUGCAAAGGGAUUGAAAAACUCUGAAAGGUUUGGUACGUCCGAUCCAUAUUGCAAAUUAACCAUUCGCGGAGGUCAAGUGCUCGCGCAAACCAAAGUUAUCAACGAUUCGUUGGUCCCUGUUUGGAACGAAACGUUCUACUUGAUUAUAAACGCGCUGAGCGAAACUUUGAAUUUCGAAAUAUAUGAUUCUAACGAGGUGACCAAGGACACUUUGAUGGGAACUGCAACAUUUCCUUUGUCAACUUUGGCCGAAAAUCCUAAGCAGGAAGAGGUUACAGCUCCUGUGUACCUCAACAGUAAAGCAUACGGUGAAAUCAAAUUUGAUAUGAACUGGUGUCCGGUCGCGGAACCCACAGAAACAGAACCGGCUCCUGAUUCUAACGUCGGCAUAUUGAGAUUCACUAUCCAUCAAGCCAAAGACCUUGAUCCUAAACGUUCGAUGAUUGGUCAAUACAAUCCGUAUGCAGAAAUAUACUUAAAUGGUAAGAAAGUUUAUACCACAAAGGUCAUAAAAAGGAAUAAUAGUCCUGUCUGGGAGGAACCCGUUGAAUUGUUUGUUACAGACAAGGACGGAGUUGAAAUCUCCGUUAGAGUCUAUGAUGCUCGUGAUCUUGCAGUCGAUCCUGUUGUUGCCAGCUGGACAGGAAAAUUGAGUGAAUUUUUAUCAUCAAAGAACGAUUGGUUCAAGGUACAGGAUGCGGCUGGUAAAUUACGAAUGAGCUGCAUUUGGAAGCCGAUAUUGAAUGAUGGUAGUCUGAAUUUCAAUGUUGGUGCAUAUGUCAAUCCAGUUGGUGUUGUCAGACUCCACAUCAAGAAAGCUGUAGAUGUCAAAUCUUCAGGACAACUCGGAGGAAAAUCCGAUCCAUAUGUUUCCAUUAAACUUAAUAAUGUUUCUCGCGGUAGAACUGAAAUGGUUCCGGAUACUCUUAAUCCCGAAUGGAAGGAUGAAAUAUUCUACAUACCGGUGCAUGCUGCUAGAGAAAUUAUUAACAUCGAAGUCUGGGAUCACGAAAACACAGGAAAAGACAAACUAUUAGGGUCAACUGAGCUCAAAGUAAGCCAAUUAGCCAAACAAAACGAAGAUGGCACCUAUUCGUCCACAGAUGCACUUGAUACAUCCGCUCCAUUGUACAUUAACCGAGAAACUCGAGGUAAUCUAUAUUUCACAGCCAGCUUUCAUCCAAUAAUACCACCACCGGAGGUUGCAUCAGAAGAUAAAAAAGGAGAUGAGGUCGAAGCACCGAAAACUGGAUCAGGUGAUGAAAUACCAAGAGUCGUUGUCGAUAACGCAGAAUAUCAAUCCGGAAUCUUAAUAAUUACCCUUAAGGAGGCCAAAAUGGAAAAAAGGGGUGGUUUUGUUGAUGUCUUUAUCGAUAAUGCGUUAUUCCCAUCUUAUACUUCAAAUAAAUGCAAGGAACAAAAUCCAGUGUGGAAUCAAGUCUUUGAUGUUUUUGUCAAGGAGUUGGACUGGGCCAAAGUCACCUUUAAUAUUAGACAGUUCACCGACAAAAAUCCGAUUGGCACUGCUAUUGCGAAUGUAAAUAGUUUGAUUGAAAAAUGCAAAGAAUCACCAGAGGGCGUUGCACUCAAUAUCGAUGGAAUCUCAGACGGAUUGCUCUACCUGAAUGUAAAAUAUGUACCGGUGGAUUAUGUAUUGGAUCCUGUAGAGUGCGUCGAGAACAUGGGCACGUUAAACGUUAAGGUCAAAAAUGCCGAAAAUUUACCGGCUGUAGAUCGAGGCGGUACAAGCGAUCCAUACAUCCAAUUUUUAUUGAACGACGAAAAGAUUCACAGGACAAAGACCGUAAAGAAGGAUUUGAAUCCUGUAUUUGAUGAAGAUUUUACCGUCAUAGUGCAUUCUCGUAUUGGAGAUAAAUUCGUUUUGGAGGUGUAUGAUUGGAAUCAAGUAGGAUCCUCCAAAAAACUUGCUCAUGGUCGUUUGGAUCUCUCGGAACUAAAAUCCUUUGAAGCGGUCGAAAGGAAGGUCCCACUGACCAAUAAUGAGGACGGAUCCAAGGCCGGCUCUGUUAACUUGCGCCUACGUUUCGAACCACAAUUGGUCAACAAGAAGAGAUUACCCACUGGUACGUUUGCUGGUGCAACAAAAACAAUCACCGGAAUUGGCACGGGAGUGAUUUCGGGUGGGGGAAACGUGGUAAAAGGAGGUGUAGGAAUUGUUGGUUCAGGUGUCAACCUUGUUGGUUCCGGAGCUAGUAAUGUUGUUGGAGCCGUUGGUUCUGGAUUUGGCAUACUAAAAAAGAAGGACAAGGAUAAAGAAGAAAAGAAAAAGGUUGAGGAAGAAAAGGUUGAGCCAGCGACAAGAAGCAUUAAUACAAAGACGAGUGAGACGAGCACACAGGAAAAACCUCCAAGCGUCGAAAACAAUGGUGUUGUUAAAAAUUCGACGUAUAACGUUAGUGAGUCUAGCGAAGCAGAGUCAACGUCGGAAUCAGGAAGCCUGAGAUUGACGAUCAUCGAGGCAAAAGAUUUGAUUGCAGCAGACAGUGGGGGUACGAGCGAUCCAUAUGUCAAAGUGAAGUUUAACAAAAAAGAUAUAUAUAAAACGCAAACCAUAAAGAAAACCGUGAAUCCUAAAUGGGAUGAAGUAACGCAAAUUCCAAACUUAAAUGGUUCUAUUCAUUUAUCGGUCAAAGAUCAUAACAAGAUGGGUAAAGAUGUGGACAUUGGCGAAUAUGAUUUAAACAUCUGGGAUCACAUCCAACCAUCAACCUCCGAUUACACGAAAGACAUAUGGGUAGACUUAUCUAAAGGUAAAAAUGGUAAAUUACAUCUUAAACUGGAAUAUAUACCGAAGGGCGGCAAUGGAGAUUUGUCGAAUUCAAGAUUUUCAGGUGAUAGUGACCGGGAUUCCUCGGAGGGAAAUCGAUUUAAGCUAGGUUUUCGUAAGCUUAGGAGCUGA